CAAUGGCUGCGCGUUCCAGGGGCGCAGUCAAGCUUCUAUUGAAGCCUCGCUUUGCCUUGCCAUGCUUGUAAAUCCAGCUCGCUGCUCUUUCUUAAACGCCCCAAACCGGAAUGUGAUUAAUUUGCGGGGAGAAGAGAAGAAGCUUUUUCUCUUUUUCGAGGAGGUUUCAGCGUGCAGGAAGUCAGCAAGGGAACGUCUUUAUCGCCUGGAGAAAAAUACAGGGUCUUGGUGAAGGACCAUCCGCCUUGCUUAAUACUUGGAAAAAGUGAAAACAUGAAUGAUUAACAAGACUCUCCAGAACGUGCUGAUUGGAAGCCCAAGGAAUCGUGAGCAUUAUGCCUAGCUGGGUUAUUAUUUCAAGGUCUGCUGUUGCCACCUUGCCUGGAAGAGGACGCCUCUAUUCCAGAUACGUCCUCUCCCAAAAUCAAGCAUGGAAAAGUCUGUUUGCCAAAGGUCGUUCAGGUUGGUCCCCAGCAACCUGUAGUUGCAAGGCCACCCACGUUUUCCCUCUGGGAAAAGCGUUCCGACAUACUUCCACGGAGGAAGAAGACUUCUCUUUCCAUUUGACACCAUCACAGAUCAAUGAGGUCCUCAGGGCGAGCGAGUUAUCCUACACCGUCCCUGAAUUUGACGGGAAAAAUCCCAGCUCGGUGUUGAAAUUCGAGUCCAACCACCUGGGAGCCAACGUGCCAAUAGAAGACCGCCGAAGCGCGGCAACCUGUUUGCAGACAAGGGGGAUGAUGUUUGGAGUCUUUGAUGGCCACGCUGGCUACUCCUGUGCACAGUCAGUUAGCGAGAGGCUGUUUUCUUACCUUGCCGUCUCUCUUCUCUCUCGGCAAACGCUGGAGGAGAUUGAGUCGGCCAUGGAAUCUAUGAAACCAAUCCUGCCUAUUCUUCAGUGGCACAAACACCCCAACGACAGCUUCUUCCACGAGGUGGCCUCCCUGUACCUGGAGCAGCUCAGAGUUUAUUGGCAGGACUUACUGAACUCGGACACAGACCUUGGGCUGACGAUGGAAGAAGCUAUGAUCGGGGCUUUUAAAAGGCUGGAUUCAGACAUAUCGCUGGAAGUUCAGGCACCUGCCAAGAACGAACUUCUGAAGAACAUCGCUCUACAGGUGGCUUUCUCGGGUGCAACGGCUUGCUUAGCUCAUGUCGAUCAGCUUCACUUGCAUGUUGCCAAUGCUGGGGACUGCAGGGUGAUCCUGGGAGCUCAGAACCCCAAUGGCACCUGGUCUGCUUUACCUCUUACCCGAGAUCACAAUGCUUUCAACGAAUCAGAAAUCUCGCGGUUGAAAAGUGAGCACCCAACUUCUGAAGGGAACACUCUCCUUAUGAACGGCAGGUUGCUGGGCGUCCUUAUGCCUUCCAGAGCGUUUGGAGACGUUAUGUUCAAGUGGAGUCAGGAUCUGCAGCAGAGUAUCCUUAAAAACCACUGCAACCUGGAGGAUUUAAACAUCUAUGAGUAUGUCCCUCCGUGUUAUCACACACCCCCUUAUUUAACAGCUGAGCCGGAGGUCACUUACCACAAAAUCAGACGGGAGGAUAAGUUCUUGGUUCUUGCUUCUGAUGGCCUGUGGGACAUGUUGAGUAACGAAGAGGUGGUCCAGCUCAUUGCAAACCAUAGAGUUAAAGAUGAUGUCCAGAAAACUCAUCUCACUUUUAAGAAACCAACCAGUCUGGGGUAUGUGCAAGAUCUACUUCGGAGGAAGGCCCGGACUGCCCAGCCCUGUGACCAGAAUGUGGCGACUCACCUUAUCAGACAUGCCAUUGGUGCCAAUGAGUAUGGAGAGAUAGACCAGGAAAAGCUUAUGGCAAUGUUGACUCUUCCUGAUGACUUAGCACGCAUGUAUAGGGAUGAUAUCACUGUUACAGUGGUCUAUUUUAAUUCAGAUGUAAUUGAUAGCUACUAUCAAGAGGAUGAAGAAAGAUCCUGAGUUGCAUGAAUUCUGAGGGUCAGGAAGGGUUCGCUUCAAACAUUCUUGCACAAGAGCCUGACUCAUAAAAUCUCUGUCCUUCCUUCAGGGGGACCAAGUUUAGUUCUCUGUGAGCCUUGAAUUCCUAUAAAAAAUUAAUUCAUUUUUGGAUUGUAAAAUAAUUUUGGGGGAAAUCAUUUGAUUUUAGUGGAACACUUGGGUUUUGUAGUCAAUGGGGUGUCAGAGAGAAACUGGUAAUAGUUGUUUAAGUGGAGCCUACACUUUGUAGCUAGAAAUGUGCGAGUAGCUUGUGAUGUUCAAAAUGUCUAAAGUAGACCAGAAUGGCAGCUAGCACUCUCCCUUGAUGAGCUCUCUAGAAUGGCCACCAGUGAAAAGAUCGCACGCAGGGGAAGAGGUGAAUUACCUUCCUGAGUGGAGUUGGGCAUUCUAAUCCAUACAAACUGACUUGUACUGAGAGGCAGAGAUGCUACUCCAAAGGGAGCUUACUCUGAGCCCGUCAAAGAAUUAUAUCCAACAAUGCCCCUUUGCCACUGCAUCUCCAUUUCUGCCAGGUCAAAAACCCCUGCCACUGGAGCUCCUUAGAAAGAUAUAGCUAUUUUCAUAGAGUUGUGGAGGGUCAGGGAAACGCUUCCCUGAAUGCAAAUCUAUUCCUGCAAUGCUGAAUGUUGUCUUCCGCUCCCAAGACAUUAGCAUGAGAUUCCUGAUAGCAUCCUCAUGUUACAUUCAUAGGGAAAGUUUCUUUCACCUGGUUAAACAGUGUCCACUGUGAUCAGUUUUCCUCUUUUAUCUUCCUGUUUGAAGGCUUGCAACCCCCUUUCUUUCCUCACCUGAACGGCUACUGUUUAUAUGCUGCAUCAGUUACUAAUUGAGUUCUUGUAGAUAGCACUUCAGGGAUUUCAAACUCCUGUUGGUUGCUUCUGCUACCAUAGCAGUCUUACUGGAGUGUCUCUUGUUGUCUUUAAAAAAAAAGAUUCAGAAAGGAUUAGUAUUUGUAGCUGUGCUGCAUUCUUGAAAUUGGAAGACAUUUUAUGGUGCAAGGAGAUAAGGAUAUAUUUACACCGUUGGAUCGAUGCACAGUGUUGCAAAGGAAUGGCUUUAAUUUCCUAUGAAUGGACAAAUAUUGUGGUUUUUUUUUAUUUAUGUUCGAUCUUUUUUUUAAAAAAAAAAAACACCUGUUGACUAACAUUCUGUUUGAAUACCAGUCAUGUAUGAGUAAUGCACUAUAUUGAUGACUGUUCUCUGAAAAUUUGAGCAGGGUUUUAUUAUAGUACACACUACUCACAGUCUGAAUCAUGAUUUUAGGGGCGUCUGCAACGCUGCAUUUCAUUUCCUUUGAAUGGUUUGCCAAGUUACACUCUGCAUUCUUCACAGUUGAAUUACACUUGCAUUCCAAUUCAACAUAAAAACUGAGCAGAGGUGGUUGUUUUUUUUUUCCCCCAGGACAAACAGCAGAAUUUUCUUUUAGGGAAAUUUUAGAGCUUUUUGAAUGACACAUCUGACAGCAGAUAUUUUCAGACUAAGCUCAGGGAGAAUUAAAAGUCUUCAAAUGACACAAAGGAAGGAGUCGUUCAAAUGAAGCAAUCGAACGAAGCUAGAAGGGUUGAUUAAAUUUGAUAUAGAAAAGAGAAGCCUUUCAUGUCCUCAGUUCUGAGAAUGGCCUGUGGUUUAUAGAAAAACGGAACAAGUUGAUUAAGAAGAAUUGAGAAGCGGAAAGGAAAAGCACAGACCUUGUAAUAUAUUGUGCUUAAAGAUUCAGAAAGGAGGUGGGGGAAAGGACCUUUAUUAAAGGUUGGCCUUAGAACAACAUAAAGGGCUAGUAGUUCUGCUAGCAGUUUGAACAAAAAUAAAAUUGCAUGCUUAGUAAAUUUUAACCAUAAAAUAUUGCUUAGAAACAAGAACAUCUCAAGAUUGUGCAUUUUAUAGGUAAUGUUGCUAAGUAUUAUUGGACUACAUCAAAUUUACAGAAUCGUUUCUUUAUAGUGCAGGGAAAGUCCAACACGGUGCAAGAACAGCCUUCACCUUGUCCCUAAACAAAGUUUUUCUUUGAUCAUCAGUUGUCCAUCAUCCAGCUAACAGGUGGGAUCACUGGAUGUCAUUUUUCUAGCAGGUGCAAUGUAACAAGUAAUAAAGGUAGCUGGAGUUUUCUUCAACAAGACUUGUUAGCGAUUGCUCCUUUAAAACCAUGCUUAUUUUUUUAUUGCUGAUGGUAAAAA
Pseudonaja textilis is the source of this 4150-nucleotide messenger RNA. It is a transcript of the gene PDP2, whose product is annotated as pyruvate dehydrogenase phosphatase catalytic subunit 2. Gene Ontology annotation, molecular function: cation binding; [pyruvate dehydrogenase (acetyl-transferring)]-phosphatase activity. Gene Ontology annotation, cellular component: mitochondrion. The record is from RefSeq and is a predicted model, not a curated record. Gene Ontology annotation, biological process: protein dephosphorylation. NCBI's taxonomy places the organism in Eukaryota, Metazoa, Chordata, Lepidosauria, Squamata, Elapidae.